AACGGCGACACUCUACACUGACUCGUGCGCUUGCCGCUAACAAUGUUUCAUGUUAUUAUGGACACCAUGCAGGGCUUUGGGGUGAGCAGCACCCGCUACCUGCAGACCAACUACCAGGAUGCCCAAGGUUUGUUCCUCUGGGUGUCAUGGGCAGCAGAUCUCAGGAACACUUUCUUCAUCUUCUUCCCACUCUGGUUCCACCUCCGGUCGUCAGUUGGCAUCAAGCUCAUCUGGGUGGCUGUCAUCGGAGACUGGCUCAACCUGGUGUUCAAAUGGAUUCUGUUUGGGGAGAGACCCUACUGGUGGGUCCACGAGACGCCUUAUUACGCCACCAGUGUUCGCCCUGAUAUUGAGCAGUACCGCAUGACCUGUGAGACGGGUCCAGGAAGCCCCUCCGGUCACGCUAUGGGAGCAGCGGGCGUCUACUACACCUUGGUUACAUCCAUUCUCGCCAUCGCAGCCACCAAGAAGAAACACGGUGGAAGGAAGUCCUCCAACAACAGCUACCUGAAGGCAGUCCUUUGGACCGUGUUCUGGGGAGUCCAAGUGUGCGUCUGUCUGUCGAGGGUCUUCAUCGCUGCCCACUUCCCACACCAGGUCGUUGCUGGAGUCAUCACAGGUAUGAUCGUGGCCGAGGCCUUCAACAGAACCCAGUGGAUCUACAGAGCCAGCAUGAAGAAGUACUUCUACACAACACUUUUCCUGACUUCUUUCGCCGUGGGGUUCUACCUGCUUCUCAGAGUCAUGGGUGUAGACCUCUUGUGGACGCUGGAUAAGGCCCAGAGAUGGUGCGCCAGGCCCGAGUGGGUCCACCUAGACAGCACACCGUUCGCAAGCCUCCUACGCAACAUGGGCACGCUGUUCGGCCUGGGCCUGGGCCUGCACUCGCCAUUAUACACCGAGACCAAGCGCAGCAGCAGUGCGGUGUCCCGGGUUGGCUGCAUCGUUGGCUCUCUGCUGCUAUUGCACCUCUUCGACUCCUUCAAACCACCCACGCACACUGCUGCCCUCUUUUAUCUGCUCUCCUUUUGCAAGAGUGCCACCGUGCCCGUGGCGACCGUCAGCAUCAUCCCGUACCUGGUGAAUAGCGCGCUGGGCUUGCACAGCAAAAAGGCAGCGUGAGACAAAAGCAACGCUGUGAAAAAAAGACUACAUGAAACAAAAAGCAUGGGGUGGUGGCCUACUCCAGUGUAGAGACUUGGUGCUAAUUGCAUUUAUAUUAAAAAACAAACCCAAAAAAACACAGAUCUGGAGAAGCCGACAAGAACAACUGGAAACGAAACGGUCACUGAACUUUGUGUGCGUGCGGGUGACCCUUCCCAUGAUGCUUUGAGCCACUUAAAGGAGCUCUGCAGCACAUUAACAUUGUAACAGACUAAGGUCGCUAAAGACUCUUUGUUAUAUUAACUGUCAGGCUGCAUUUUUCAAUAUGACAGUGAGUAUUUUUGACUAUUUUUAAUAAAAUGUUGAAAACAUGA
Phyllopteryx taeniolatus (common seadragon) is the source of this 1478-nucleotide messenger RNA. It is a transcript of the gene g6pc1a.2, whose product is annotated as glucose-6-phosphatase catalytic subunit 1a, tandem duplicate 2. The transcript is spliced from 5 exons. Gene Ontology annotation, molecular function: glucose-6-phosphatase activity. Gene Ontology annotation, biological process: glucose 6-phosphate metabolic process; gluconeogenesis. The record is from RefSeq and is a predicted model, not a curated record. NCBI's taxonomy places the organism in Eukaryota, Metazoa, Chordata, Actinopteri, Syngnathiformes, Syngnathidae. Bases 43 to 1122 code for a protein of 359 amino acids. Gene Ontology annotation, cellular component: membrane.